This is a messenger RNA of Scaptodrosophila lebanonensis, 2615 nucleotides long. RefSeq names its product optomotor-blind protein (gene bi). The coding region runs from base 51 to 2615 and encodes 854 amino acids. The record is from RefSeq and is a predicted model, not a curated record. NCBI's taxonomy places the organism in Eukaryota, Metazoa, Arthropoda, Insecta, Diptera, Drosophilidae. The transcript is spliced from 9 exons. Gene Ontology annotation, cellular component: nucleus. Gene Ontology annotation, biological process: positive regulation of DNA-templated transcription; regulation of transcription by RNA polymerase II; cell fate specification. Gene Ontology annotation, molecular function: RNA polymerase II cis-regulatory region sequence-specific DNA binding; DNA-binding transcription factor activity, RNA polymerase II-specific.
GAAUUUCCUGAUUUCCUGCGUGGCGCAAGUGUUAAGCAAAUUGUAAUGUAAUGAGAUACGACGUCCAGGAGCUGCUACUUCAUCAGUCUGCUGAGGAUCCAUUCGCCAGGUUCGCAAAUGGGAUGGCAUAUCAUCCAUUUCUGCAACUCUCGCAAAGACCCACUGACUUCAGCGUCUCGUCGCUGUUGACGGCGGGUAGCAACAACAGCAACAGCAACACCAACAACACCAACAACAACAACAGCAACAAUAACAACAACGUUAGCGGCAGCGGCAGCAUUGCAACAACAGCAGCGAGCGUUGCACAAGCCGCAGCAGCGACAAGCAACAACAAUAAUCAUAGCCAGCUAAAUAACAACAACAACAACAACAACAGCAGCAGGAGCAACAACAACAAUAGCAAGUCACAUCUAACCCAGCAAGCACCACCUGGAGGUGGUGCCGGUGGUGCACCGCCACCACCACCCUCUGCUGGUCUGCCCCCACCGCCGCCGCAUUUGCCACCACAGCAACCACCGCCGUAUUUUCCCGCCGCUGCGCUCGCCGCUCUGGCCGGUAGUCCAGCGGGCCCGCAUCCCGGUCUCUAUCCCGGCGGCCUCCGAUUUCCCCCACAUCCGGCCCAUCCGCACGCCCACCAUCCGUUGGGCACGCCCUACACCACCGCCGAGGACGUGGUGCUCGCAUCGGCUGUGGCACACCAAUUGCAUCCGGCAAUGCGACCGUUACGCGCGCUCCAACCCGAAGACGAUGGAGUCGUCGAUGAUCCGAAGGUGACGCUCGAGGGAAAGGAUUUGUGGGAGAAGUUCCACAAGCUCGGCACCGAAAUGGUCAUCACCAAAAGUGGCAGACAAAUGUUUCCGCAAAUGAAAUUUCGUGUAUCGGGUCUGGACGCCAAGGCUAAAUACAUAUUGCUACUGGACAUUGUGGCGGCGGAUGAUUAUCGUUAUAAAUUUCAUAAUAGUCGUUGGAUGGUCGCUGGCAAAGCGGAUCCCGAAAUGCCAAAACGCAUGUACAUACAUCCAGAUUCGCCCACAACGGGUGAGCAAUGGAUGCAAAAAGUUGUUUCAUUUCACAAAUUAAAAUUGACCAACAAUAUUAGUGAUAAACAUGGAUUUGUAAGUACUACCAUACUGAACUCAAUGCAUAAAUAUCAGCCGCGCUUUCAUUUGGUGCGCGCCAACGAUAUCUUGAAGCUACCAUAUUCAACGUUUCGCACGUACGUGUUCAAGGAGACGGAGUUCAUAGCCGUAACUGCAUAUCAAAAUGAGAAGAUUACUCAAUUAAAAAUUGAUAAUAAUCCUUUUGCAAAGGGAUUUCGUGAUACUGGUGCUGGCAAACGGGAAAAGAAGCAGGCGCUGAUGUCGAACCGAGGGUCCGAUUCGGACAAAUUGAAUCCUACGCAUGUGAGCAGCUCACGAGCGCCCCUGCAUUUGGGCCAUGCUGGACGACCACCGCAUCUGCAUCCGCAUGCGGCGGCACUGUUGGACAAUCAGCAGGACGACGAGGAUAAGCUGCUGGAUGUGGUUGGUCCGCCACAAAGUCCCUUAUUGCCUUUGAGUCACUCGCUGCAGCAAAUGCAUGCGCACCAGCAUUCGGCACUUGCCGCCUGGUUCAAUCAUCUGGCUGGCGCUGGGGAGCAUGCAGCGGCCGCUAAUGCGGAGGAUGCGUUACGGCGUCGCCUGCAGGCAGAUGAUGUGGAGCGGGACGGCAGCGAUUCGAGUUGCUCGGAAAGCGUCGGUGGCAGCACUGGCGGUGCCUUUCGUCCCACCUCAACGGGCAGUCCCAAGGAGGGUGUCGGUGCAGGCGCUGCGGCUGCCGCCGGUCUGAAUGCCUCGGGCAGCUACCCCUCGCCAAACAUCUCUGUGGGACCACCGAUACACCCGUCGCCGCAUCUGUUGCCUUACCUCUAUCCGCACGGACUCUAUCCGCCACCGCAUUUGGGGCUGUUGCACAAUCCGGCCGCCGCAGCUGCCAUGAAUCCUGCCGGCCUCAAUCCGGGCCUGCUGUUCAAUGCACAGCUGGCGUUGGCCGCCCAACAUCCGGCGUUAUUUGGACAUGCCUAUGCCGCCGCUGGUCACACGCCCGUGUCUCCACUGCAGGGUCUAAAAAGUCAUCGCUUCUCGCCGUAUAGCUUACCCGGCAGCCUGGGCUCUGCCUUCGAUGCCGUAACGCCUGGCUCGAAUGCGAAUCGGAAUAGUGGUAAUGGCAGUGCCGACGGUCCACCACCCGGACUGCUUAGCGGCCAAGCUAGUGGCGGUGGUGGCGGCCUACUGGAGAACGGACCGCGCAGCCUGAGCUCCAGUCCGCGUCCACGUGCCACCUCGCACUCACCACCGACCAGACCCAUAUCAAUGUCGCCCACAACGCCACCGUCACUGCUGAAGCGUCAGCCGCAGCACUCGCCAUCGGAGCUAAAGAGCAUGGAGAAAAUGGUGAAUGGGUUGGAGGUGCAGCACAAUGGGAGCGCCGCUCUCCUCACGGAGGAGCAACUGCAUCAUGCGGCGGCGCAUCAUCCGCACGCCCAUCCGCACGCAUUGGCUGCGGCCGCAGCGGCAGCGGCCGCGGCCGGACAACAACAACAGCAUCACCAUGCAACAGCCGCAACGGAUCAGUGA